AUGUAUGAUUCCAGCGGUCAGGAGGAAUCGCCAAGUGGGAAUACUCUCCCAGAAUACGAUCCCAGAUGUUAUCUUUGUCCCAGGAACAAGAGAUCUGGCGGAGCUCAGAAUCCUGAUUACCAGGGUACUUUUAUCUUCGUGAACGACUUCUCUGCUGUCAAAGAAGACCAAGAUGAUUAUGAAAGCGCCGAGUCUGAAGAAAAAUCCUCCUUGUUGCUGAAGGCAGAGGGUGUAAAGGGCAAAUGUUAUGUCAUCUGCUUCUCCCCAGCACAUAACAAAACGUUGGCCGACAUGUCAGUCAAGGAAAUAUCAGUAGUGAUCAAUACCUGGCAAAAUCUUUACCGCGAUGUCCAACAGAACACCCCAUUCCGCUACAUCCAAAUCUUCGAAAAUAAAGGAGAAUCCAUGGGCUGUAGCAAUCCCCACGCCCAUUGCCAAGCCUGGACUACAAGUCAUCUCCCCGAGGAACCGGCCGCAGAACUCCAUAACCUGAUCGAGUACAGACGAAAGCACAAUUCAUGCCUACUUUGUGACUACCUCGCUGUUGAACUGGAGAAAAAGGAGCGAAUAGUCGCCGAGAAUGACGGCUGGUUGGCUGUUUGCCCAUGGUGGGCGUUUUGGCCGUUUGAGACGCUGGUGAUCAGUAAGAGAUGUAUCAAGAAUAUCUUGGAAUUGGAAGGCGAGAGGGAUGUUGAACUCUUUGCAGAGAUAAUUAGCGUCAUUACGACGAAGUAUGAUAAUUUGUUUGAGACGAAGUUUCCGUAUAGUAUGGGAAUUCACCAGGCGCCAUUGAGAGGGACGGACGAAGAGCAUGCAGCGAAUCACGUACACUUCCAUUUCUUACCGCCGUUGCUACGAAGCGCUACGGUCAAGAAGUUUCAAGUCGGAUACGAGUUAUUGGCUGAGCCUCAGAGGGACAUCACCCCCGAGCAGGCUGCAAGACGUCUACAGGCCUUGAGCACGGAUUUGUAUAGAAAUAAGCUAGAAGGGAGCUCUUAA
Orbilia oligospora ATCC 24927 is the source of this 999-nucleotide messenger RNA. RefSeq lists its product as uncharacterized. Gene Ontology annotation, biological process: beta-D-galactose catabolic process via UDP-galactose, Leloir pathway. Bases 1 to 999 code for a protein of 332 amino acids. The transcript is spliced from 6 exons. Lineage: Eukaryota; Fungi; Ascomycota; Orbiliomycetes; Orbiliales; Orbiliaceae. Gene Ontology annotation, molecular function: zinc ion binding; UDP-glucose:hexose-1-phosphate uridylyltransferase activity. Gene Ontology annotation, cellular component: cytoplasm. The record is from RefSeq and is a predicted model, not a curated record.